Molecule: messenger RNA, 1435 nt
Organism: Lytechinus variegatus (green sea urchin)
Lineage: Eukaryota; Metazoa; Echinodermata; Echinoidea; Temnopleuroida; Toxopneustidae
Product: cardioacceleratory peptide receptor-like
Exons: 1
Coding region: 1-1248 (415 amino acids)
Biological process (GO): G protein-coupled receptor signaling pathway
Cellular component (GO): membrane
Molecular function (GO): G protein-coupled receptor activity; peptide binding
Source: RefSeq, a predicted model, not a curated record
AUGUCUACAUUGAGAAUGACCCCACCUUCUGCAGGUAUGGAGUACACCGAGUGGAGUGAGGUUGAUACCACAGCAAUGACUAACACUACAAUAAACAUGGAUACAGAAUCUACAUCAGGUCAAAGAGAUUUAGCGCGAACCAUACAAAUCAUCAGCUUGUGGGUAAUGUUUGGAUUUGGUGUCUUAGGAAAUACUAUGGUCAUGAUAUGGAUGCACCUGAAUCGCAGAAGAAAAUCUCGGGUGAACACCAUCGUCCUCGGAAUAGCGAGUGCGGAUAUGUCAGUUUGUUUCUUCUCAAUCCUCCCUACGGCUCUCAUAGUGAUGUCCCCUACAUGGGAAGCAGGGAAUUUCAUGUGUAAGCUUGUAAUGUACCUGCAAGGUGCAUCCCUCAUAUCAUCGGCUAACAUGCUGGCCCUCAUGGCUAUCGAUCGACAUCAAGCUGUCCUACAACCCCUCAAAGAAUUCUUCAUUGCCUGGAAACUGGUGGUAAUAUCUUGGGGAAUAGCAGGCAUCUUGGCCCUUCCACAGUUCUACGUCUGGGAAGAGAUGAUUCGCAGAGGCAAACCCCGAUGUGGAUCGUUGUUUCGAACACUCCCAGCUUGGCACCGUAUGGCAUACAUCGUGUACAUUGCAGUCAUCACCUUUCUCAUACCGUUCCUUGUCAUUACAUUUGCAUACCUACGCAUAUCAAAGAAGAUAUGGGACAAGGCCCAUGAGACAUCCGGCAAACGAUCAAAAAGAGCUAGCAAGAAGAACAAAAUCGAAUUGAAUCGCAAUGCCUCUGGUACUACUCUUACCAAAGCAAAAAGCAAGACACUAAAGAUGAGUGUUGUUAUUAUUUUCUUUUUUGUUCUCUGUGGAGCGCCUUACUUCGUAGUUGAAAUGUUAGCCACUUUUAGAUCUAAUCCGAUUAAUGGGGUAGUAAAUGCCUUCUUUGGCUUGUUUGCUGUGGCGAAUUCCGCCACAAAUCCGUACAUUUUCUUGUACUUUAACACAUCGCAAAGGUGUUGGAAAGAAUUUCGCCUGACAGUGAACCGUUUUUUAUGCUGCUGUGCGCGAGGGAAUAAUGAAGGAGGUUAUUAUAACCGAUACUCAGUCCGCUUUUCCUCUUCAAACUCGCGCACGGAAUUCACGAAGAUACAUGGCGAGUCCUCGAUGAUCACACGCGUAACUGAGGCGCCCUCUACGAGGGUUAUACCCGUUAGCAAGGAUCGUGAUGGUCAUGGUGGUCUUGGAAGGACUGAGUGAAUGGGUGAGAUGCUAUGGAUAGUCCAUACACAUGAUAGGAGGCUGUACAUCGAGCCAAAAAUAUAUAUCAAGUGAUAAAAAAGAUCCAGCAAAUGUUAGUGCAAUGUUUGUAGUACAAUAAGCCAGUUCGUAGUUCCUUUCUGCGCAUGAUCAAAAGAUUCUAAACAUGAUCAGAGGAAGUACAUCA